This is a messenger RNA of Pyrus x bretschneideri (Chinese white pear), 684 nucleotides long. RefSeq names its product transcription factor SCREAM2-like. Gene Ontology annotation, cellular component: nucleus. NCBI's taxonomy places the organism in Eukaryota, Viridiplantae, Streptophyta, Magnoliopsida, Rosales, Rosaceae. Gene Ontology annotation, biological process: regulation of DNA-templated transcription. Gene Ontology annotation, molecular function: DNA-binding transcription factor activity; sequence-specific DNA binding. The record is from RefSeq and is a predicted model, not a curated record. Bases 69 to 530 code for a protein of 153 amino acids. The transcript is spliced from 4 exons.
AUCCCUGUCCUCUUUAAAAGCUCUCAAAUCCAUCAUAAGAUCAAGAAAGACUGAAGGGGUGAAGAAGCAUGAGUUCUAAGGAACGAAAGAAAGCAGCUCUGUAUGAGAAAUUGCUGCAACUUCGUGCUGCCACUAAUUCCAGUGCUAUGAACAAAACUUCAAUUAUUGUUGAUGCAUCCAAGUAUAUCGAGGAGUUGAAGCGCAAAGUGGACGCAAUGAGCCAAGGCGUUGGAACUUCCCAGAAUUCAAUUACCCAAAAUUCAUUACCCGCGCAGGUUACAGUUGAAACCCUAGAAAAGGGUUUCCAAAUUCAUGUGUUGUCGGAAAAGAAUUGCCCGGGUUUGCUGGUCUCCAUUCUCGAAGCCUUUGAGGAGCUCGGCCUCGAUGUGCUGGAUGCUAGGGUUUCUUGUUCAGACACUUUCCAACUAGAAGCUGUUGGAGAAGCGGCGGAUAGCAUAGAUGCUCAGGCGGUGAAAGAAGCAGUCUUGCAAGCUAUUCAAACUUGGAGCACAAGCAGUGAGCAAGAUUAAUGACCUAUAUAUCAUACGUAUUGUACCUUUUGCUGUCCUUUCUACCCCUUUGUUUCUCUGUCCUAUCCCCUAGCUAUAUUCCCCUCUUCCACUGGGGCCAAUGAACUGUUCAUUUAAUCAUAUAGUUACAAAUAAUAGCUUAAUUAUAUUAUUA